AGUUACACUUUUGUUUAUUUCCGGGUCAAGUUAUAGUAUGUAGAAAACAGACCUAAUUUUACAAAACUAUAUUGUUAGAAAUGAAUUCUACAGCCCUUUUAUUUUUUAUUUUAUCUCAAUUUUUUAAAUUAUCAUAUGGAAAUAUUCGAUUCGUAUGCCCCAAGCCAUUUAACCCGACAUCAAAUCAUGAAACUGUAUCUUACAUGGCUGAAGGUGCAUGUGACAAGGCAGAUGAAUCUAGCUAUGAGGAUGUACUAACGAUUUCUCCAGGACCUUUUACCAUCAGAUUUGAAGAAACAAAGUUACAGCUUGGCUCGCCAUUUCGAAUAAUUUUAAUGGAGAACACAAAAGAACCUUCACCCCAGAAUGGAACAAACUCUACGAGUGGGAUAUUGGAGAAAGAAAAAAAAAAUUGCUUGUUACUUGAUCACAUUCCUCACAACAACCAUGCAUUUAUAACAAAGGAAUGUUCUGAGAAAGGAAACCAAUAUCCAUUGGGCAUAUGUACUGGAAGCACAUACUACAUAACUUUGAGAAUUCCGGAUAUCAAUUGUGAAGACUGUACACUUCAAUUGCAACAAAUUAUUCCCAGUAAAGCAGGCAAUCAGCUGUGUGAUAUGAGCCAAUCAAAUGAGACAGGAAAUGCUACAGAUUGUAUUGUGUACUCCAGCUGUGCCAGGAUCAGGAUAAGUCCAACGUUAGAUGGCGCCACUAGAACAAUGGAUUACUGUGCUGACUACAUAAAGAAUUUACCUGGAGACUGGCAGUACAGGCCAGAAUAUUUGUUCAAGACUGACCAAGGCGCCACAUUAUCAUUUGAUAUCAAGAUGAAAAACUUACACAUCGACAUACCCAGUCAAACAAAGUUAGGUUUGAUAGAGAAAGUUGAAAUCAGACAAAACUUGACAGUCUUAUGGAAUGAUACUGUUAGAGAAAUACUAGCAAAGAAAGCUCCUGUUUCACUGGUUUGGAGCAAUUUAAGUGAUGAUGCCAUCAGAGAAUUAUUAAGAGAGAACCUUGUUUUAAAUAUUAUUGACUCUGAAAGAUCUGAAGCUGGAGAUAUAAUUUACAAUGGCCAGCAAUUCACUGAAGGUCAACUUGGUCUGCUGUUUGACUCGUACAGUGAAAGUGGCUGGCUUGUAAGUGAACGGUUCAUGGGACCACUGGUUGAGGAUCCUAUGGCCGCAGUGCCAGCAGGCCCAUGUGCACCUGCUGUCAAAUAUUUCAUGGCCUCAUUGGAGUCAGUUCAUGUAACAGCUCAUGGGAUUAUUGGAAUGAUUCUGAUAGAGAACAGAGCCUACAUUACAGCUGUUCUGCAUGUAGAGAGGGAGAAAGUUGAGACUGUCAGUCUAGUUGGCCCCAGCCUUGUUGGUAUUCCUUCCAUUGACAUUAAUGUUUCUUCAUCAUUCUCUGGAGUUCUAAUGACAGCCUUAGACUUAACUAAACAGAUUCCAUAUUUAAACACAGUGAAAUUUCUCAGGACAGUUAAAGUGAAGACUGACAAAGAGAAAAAUGUUUUAGAAGGCGAUUUUGAGGAAGGAAUGUUUGCAGUACUGCGAGAUGAACAUGGACAUGUUCGUGGCAUGGGGAGUUUCCAGUUUACUCAGGGACAGUGGCUUCAAGUAGACAUUGUGUUAAAUGACAUUACACCUACUAUACUGUCAGUCCUGUUGCUUGGGCCUGAUGACACAGUCCUCGCUGACCUAAGCAGAGAGACAAUCCACUGCACAGAAUCUUUCUGUUGUGUUCAACAUUUAAUACAAGAACUAAGCAGCCAAUUAAUCCUUCAUUUAAUGCGAGGCCAAGUCAUGGUUUAUGUAGCUACUGUUGGAAGAAACGUGACUGGAAAAAUACUUGGUUCUCCGUCUGGCUACUGCAAUAUGGUGGAUGGCGCAUGUCAGGAUUCUUUCUACCAGUUUUCCCUGAGUGGUAUGGGCAUAGAGGAUAUGAAGAGUUCUAAUGGAGAGAUGGAAGGGAUAUGGCAGGAGACUGCAGCUUAUGUUUUAGACAGGGCUAAUGUCUUUCACUAUUGUGUUCAAGUUGACAAUGCCAACUGGAGAGGACAGAACUACAGUCUUAAUCUGGUGAAGAAUGAAGUCAAGAUUGAGGAGAUGAUGUUUACACAACUGAAUCAACUAAGUCACUCUUAUCUGGCUUGUAACAACAUUCCCCUGGAUGAAAAUGCUUCAGUCCUAUCAACAAUGGCUGUAAGUACACAAAGGGAGAUGAAUCUGAUCCUGUAUGAUGGACAUAAGAAAUUUCUUAAGCAGCAGUUACCAUCCGUCUUCAGAGGAAAGUGUAUAGUUGACAAGAUUCAUGUGGUAGGAAACGGACACAGCUACUGGUCUGAAGAAUCUGUUCCCAUACCUGACAUCUUUGCAGUUGUUUCAGACAGCCUGAAGUUUAUCACAGAGAAAAACACAUCUGUCUACUUAAUGGCCAAUGAGAAAGCCUAUCAGGAGUGUCAGUUUACUUCAGCAAUCCAACUUUCUGUGGAAACAGUGGUAGAUAAACAGGUUUUCAUUCAUUCACUCAAUCAUCCUGGAAAACUGUAUUUUGCAGAACAGAUUUCUUGUAACACAUCUAAGCCCCUGAAAGUCAAAGUACAUGUUAUUGAUGGAAUAAAAACAGUUCAAGAUGGUCACCAUAAUGAAUGGUGUCACAAAAGCAUGUACAGUGUAUGGAGAGAUGAACAACUUAAAACCUGGAAUCAGCCCGAAGUAUCAGGCCCCAUACUGAUUGGCCUCUUAAUUGGGUUAGCCUCAGGCGGGGUUUUCCUGGCCUGGCAAGGAGCUCGAAUGAAAAGGUUCUCAGAGACAUUCCGUGGUCACAAUGAUAAUGUUUUUGUCAGGUUCUGAAACACAUGCCUAUAUAAAUAUUUAUACAUAUUUAUUUAUGAUGAAUUUAUUGAAUUGGUUGCUAGGAAAGUACAAUUUGUUAGCUUAAAGUGUUUUAUUUUUAAUGGUCAUCUGGUGAAUACCAUCAUUCCAUAGAAGAGCUGUCUAGUGUAGUGUUAAAGUAUCAAAAUGUAGAAUGUUCCAUCAAGUUCUAGUUUGUACUGCUAAUAGAGAAACUAGAAAGCCAUUUACAUAUUUGAACAAUAAAAUGUUUUUGUUAUUCAUAAAAGAAAAAAGCUUGUUUCAAAUUCUAAAACUAUUAUCUGAAAAGACCAAUGUUAUUUGCCUGUCAGUAUUCUUAUACACCAUUAAUAUUAAGUGUUACCUUACUUAUACACUGACGUUCAUCUAUUCAUUUCACUUGAGAAUUAUGAUCUUUAAUGUAACUAUGUACUGUUUUAUACAAUGCCAGUCAAUAUACAUCCUUUUUAUUUAUAAUAAUAGUAUGUCUUGCAUCCAGUGCUAGUCUUACAACUGUCAAUUGAUUUUACAGAUGAAGAUAUUAUGUUGUUUUUCUCAAUAUUAUAUAUUGUUAGCAGUUUUUCCUCAAUUUUUUUUUUUUUAUACAUGUAGGUGUUUUUAAUUGGUGCUUUUGUAUUUUGUUGUUAUUUUUUUGUUUCCAUUUUUUUUUUAUUGCUAAACAUUUAUGAACAGAUUUUUAUGUGAUUCAAAAGAAAAGUAACUAAGUGGCUGGUAGGAUUUUGUGAAGGGUUCAAAAUCUUGAAGAUGUCAAAAAAAGAAAGUGAAACCAUAUGUUUUUCUAUUCUUUUUCUCCCAAAUGUUUUAUCUUAAAAGUUUGUUCCAAAUAAAGUUAUUGCUAUAUUAUAUUGUCCAUUGCCCAAUUUCAUGUUCAAACGGAAAUAGCUGAAUAGAAGAAAAAAUAUUUGAAGUCACUUUUGGAGUGACCACUUUACUGCAUCCUCAGCAUCAUCCUAAAGAAAGCUUGAAUUCAUCUUUUAGUAUUAACAUUUAGAAACCACACAAAACAUAAGUGGUUGUUAAAAGAACUAAAAAAAAUGCUUUUUUGAGUCUUGGUCAAACUUUUAAGAAUAUGGGAAUAUCAUCAGGGUUAUACAAAAUCAAUUUUUUUCUAGGGUUUUGCAAAAGUGAAAUGCUAAAGCUCUUAUCACCUACCAGUAAUCUCAAAGUUGGUGGUUGUUUUUUUUUUUUUUUUUUUUUCAGAAAUCUCAAAAACAAUUUUUUUUUUUUGUAUUUUAUAUGUACUCUAUUGCCAUAUGUUGCGCUAGGUCACUAUGUCUUCUACACAUUUUUUAAAACUAUUUAGAGGUAUUGUGUAUAUAUAGUAUUUUGUCAAGAAGAUCACAAUGGUUGUGUUAUGAAUCUCUGUAUUCUUCUGUUGAAUUGUUGGUUGAAUGAAUAGUUGAGUAAGCAGCUUGUUCUGGUCACAUAUUGAAUCAAAACCUUUUGACUCUGUUCAGAGGAUUUAAAUUCUGUACAGAGACAGGGGAGAGCAUUGAACAACUUAAUUCUCUAAUUUAUAAAUAAAUGUUUUACUCUUUUUAAAGUUACUAGUAUCACAACCUUUUUGUGUGUGUGUGUGUUUGUGCUCUGUAAGUCUUUAUGUUAAUUGUAUUGAAGAUACCAGGCAAUCCUAAUUUAUCAACACAUUUUGGCACAAUAUCAGAUAUGUUUCUUUGUACAAAUUUCAAAGAAAUUGUAGUGACCAGCAAGUCAACUACACAUGCAUGUGCAAUAUCAAAUUAUAUUGAAACAAAUGAAUGUCUUCUCUUUUCUGUGAUGAAUUGCGAAAGAUUUGUUUCUAUUGUAACCUAUAGUGAAGACAUUUAGUUUUUAAACUGGUAUUGAAGAAAGUGCAUUGCUUAUACAGUAUUGUAUUUUAAUUUAAUUAACAUAUUUUUACUAUUUUAAGAUUUUGUUAACAUUUUUUUUUCAGCUUAGAUUUAGUUUGUACAUUCCAUUUUUUAACAAAAAAAUCUGUCUCAGUUGUUUAUCUGCCUAUUUUCUAUUUAUUUGCCUACCAUUUUCUGUUGGUCAUUGUGUAAUACUAUUCAGUAAGUACUUGUUAUAGUUUUACAACAUUUUGUGCAAUCUAGAUGUUACUGGACACCUCUCAAUAUUGUUUUGUAACAUUGCUUGGAAAUAAAACUGUUUAUAUGUUGGAA
Biomphalaria glabrata is the source of this 5041-nucleotide messenger RNA. RefSeq lists its product as uncharacterized. Lineage: Eukaryota; Metazoa; Mollusca; Gastropoda; Planorbidae. The transcript is spliced from 23 exons. The record is from RefSeq and is a predicted model, not a curated record. Bases 81 to 2858 code for a protein of 925 amino acids.